ACCUUUAUCGCAGCGACUUCUGUUGUAGCUAUUAUCAUCGUGAUUAUCACCAUUAGCUCCAUUUUCUACUACCGAUUACGGAAAGAGCAAGCCCGCAAAAUUACAUUGCCAAAGAAAGAGACUGAGCGAUUUCGAAGAGGAGAGCCCAUGAACAUCAAUCCCACAUUGAGCCUCAGUGAACAAGCAGAUCUUCUGCCUUAUGACGAGCACUGGGAAUUCCCAGCAAAGAGGCUACGAUUAGGGGAGGAGCUUGGCCGGGGGACUUUCGGUAUUGCCAUUAAGGCCGUGGCUCGGGGCAUCAGGCCCUCCGAACCUGAGACAACAGUUGUUGUGAAGAAAAGCAAGCCUCAC
Molecule: messenger RNA, 351 nt
Organism: Darwinula stevensoni
Lineage: Eukaryota; Metazoa; Arthropoda; Ostracoda; Podocopida; Darwinulidae
Source: the annotation of a GenBank genome assembly